AUGAAAAGAUCAAAGAAAGCUAAACCUCAAGCACCACGGAGGGGAUUUUCGCAAACCGAAAGGGUCGACAGUUCCUCUGUUCCAGAAUACACCGGCGACCCAUCCACCAUCGUCAUGGAUCCCAUCCCUAUCUCCCAAGUGCCAUUCCAAGAAAUCCAAGAAAGCAGAGCAUCACCGGACGAAGACCCGCUAUCUCCAAGUAAUUCGAUUCCACCCUCAGUCGAAAUUGAAGAAGUAACUAACCCUAUGCCAAUGGCGGAUAAUCUGGGGGAGAAUGUGAUUGCUAAUUUGAUUGAUAAACCCUAUCAAUCUCCGUUGACCCUCAAUCAGGCGUGCCAACUGUUAGAUGAAGAAUCGAAAGAAGAACGGGUGAAUACCCAAAAGGGGAUUUUCACACCCAAACCUAGGGUUCCAAAUUCGUCCCCCUCAGACACCCUUGAGAAGAAUCUAUAUGUUUUUUCGGAAGAGGAGAGAGAAACAGAGCCUCAGAAUGAGGACACCGAGAUAAAUUUCUACCCUAGUAUGUUAAAUACAGAAAACCUCACGAUUCACAGCGUUGAAACCCCUGUUCCAACACGUACAGAACACCUCCCGACUCAAAAUGUUGAAACCCCUGUUCCAACACCAUCAACAGACAAAACACAAAGAAAGAGGAAGAGAGUAGAUCCAUUUGAAGGGGCAGAUCCGCGAACUAAAAGACCUGAAGAUUUCCCAAUUUCAGCUAGACCCCCUAGAGGAAGACCUAACAUACCACCUCCAAGAAAACCAAAGACAAACAAGAAAAAGCAAAAGGAAACAGAAGAGGAGACCAGCUGGAACAGUGAGAAAGAAGCAAGUGAAACUGAAGAGAUAUCAGAAAAUGUGGGGACAAGAACACGUGCAAGAAAGUCACCAAGGAAACACACUGCCAAAGAAAAGGGAAAAGGGAAUGCCACAAAAUGGGAAAAAGUCACAACCAGAAAAAUCAUCAAUCAGAAACUCCUUGUGCUUGAUAAAGUGAAGGACAGUGAACAGAUCUCAGAAAUUCUCAUUCACAGUCAAAUGCUUGGAACAAUAACAAACAUUGAACCAUAUGAAGAAAGUGUCAUUCAUGAAUUUUACAACAAUCUGGGAGCAGGAACAUCAACCCCAAGUGAUCCAAUGUACGGAAAGAUCUACCUAAGAGGUAAAUUCUAUAACUUUACACCCUCCAUGAUUAAUGACUACAUGGGCACCUCAACCACAGAAAACUCUGCAAACAUCAAUAGUGAACAAGUUGCCAAAGAAUUGACAGCUGGUAAUGUAAGCUUUGAGAAGAACAAAAUCAAAGCAGCCUCUCUGACAAGCAAGUAUGCCAUACUCCAAAAGAUUGCUCUAGUCAACUGGAUGCCCUCACUCCAUGAAAACACUAUUAAGUGGAGUCUAGCAGAACUACUAUACAAGAUUGGUAAAAGAAUCAAGAUCAACUUUGGAGAGAUUGUGCACAGCCAGAUCAUGAACUUAGUAGGAAAUGGAACCCCCAAAGCUUCUCUAAUAUUCCCCAACCUGAUUUACACACUGCUGGUCCAACAAGUACUCAAGCAAUAG
This is a messenger RNA of Ipomoea triloba (trilobed morning glory), 1566 nucleotides long. Its product is annotated as proteoglycan 4-like. Lineage: Eukaryota; Viridiplantae; Streptophyta; Magnoliopsida; Solanales; Convolvulaceae. Bases 1 to 1566 code for a protein of 521 amino acids. The record is from RefSeq and is a predicted model, not a curated record. The transcript has 2 exons.